Molecule: messenger RNA, 2013 nt
Organism: Adineta ricciae
Lineage: Eukaryota; Metazoa; Rotifera; Eurotatoria; Adinetida; Adinetidae
Source: the annotation of a GenBank genome assembly
AUGUCUGCGUCUGGUCAAGUUUUGCACGAACGUGCCCGAUCGUUAUUAGCGUUAAUAGAUGGUCUACAAAUUGAAAAUGAUUUAGCAAGUUCUCGACGAACAUUAGAAGAAUGGCGAACGGAAAUGUUUUCGUUGAUAAAUAACAUACAUUUAAGUACAACGAAUAAACUCGAUUCGUUAACAGGUCGUUUGAACCAAUUGAAACAACGGCAUUCAGCUGUAUUAACCCAAGAUAUUAUACCUAAUCUGAGUAAAACGGUUGUCGAACGACGGAAGAGUUUAUCUGAUCAAGAAUAUAACGAUUUGAAGGCAAAAAUAACAAAAAUUGAUACGCAUUUACAAGUUUUCGGACGAUUGUUAACGAAAAUAACAAAUGACGAGAAAAAACUAACUGAACAAGUUGAUAUACUUAAAAAUAUUCAACGUGAAAACACCGAAUUAUCUCAACUCGAUAAGAUCUCCACACCCUCACGUCGAUUUCUUCUCCAUUCAAGUCAUUCACCUUACGUAGCUGUGUCCGACAAUAAUCAAAUAUUAAUCGAAGAUGAUGAUCAUUUAGUUUUCUUCGACGAGGAACGUCGAGUCAAUGAAAUUCCAUGGCAAAAGCAAAACGAUGAUGCAUUUAUUGGUUCAAUCAAAGAUAUAGUUUAUUCGAACUAUCUCGAACAGUUUUGUGUCCUAUCAUCAGUGAGUUUCUUUACGAUUGAUCCACGUAUGUCAACAUUAGAUCGCAGUGAACAAAUCAAACCUAGCACAGGUAGUCAUUUUCAAUCAAUAGCUUGUCUUCCCAAUGCAUCUGAUGCAUUUUUCGCUCUGACAACAUCCGGUUCCCGUACAAAUAUCGAACGUUGGUCAUUCCUAUCCGGUUCAUUAGUGAAACGAUGGUAUCACGACAUAUUCGAAUCAGAUGAUCGACUUGUUUCAUGUAUACGUGCUAAUGAUACAUGUUUAGCUAUUUGUAUAAAACAACAAAGAACUGAACGACAUUCUCAUCAAACCAACGAACAUUGGCGUGUGGAUGUCUUUGAUUUUACACUUGUACGAAUGUAUCGAGGUAUUAACUUGAAAUCCGGUGGAUUAGGAAUGUACAUAACACCGUUCGACGAUCGUUCGUGGUUAGUGAUCAAUGGAAAUGACGUCUGGCUACUCGGAGAACAAGGCGAGUGUGUCGAAGAAAGGCACAUACAUAAUCGAGAACAAGUACACAAUAUUAUUGUUCGAGAUGAAGAUAUUCAUGGACAGAGACAGUUUAUUGUCAAAAUGGGACAGCCUGCAGAAUUGCGUGUAAUUUACAACCAUUCACGUCUCUAUUGUAUAUUAGUUCAUACACAUUCAUCUCACGAACGAUUUAUUCAAUUGAGCAAUUUAACGUGGGGAAAGAAUUGUUAUAAAAUUGGUGUAGCAAGAUUUCGAAAAGUACAAAAAUCUGAUGACGAUUUCGAUAUUCCACAACUAUCGUAUUAUGUUAAUUUAUGGACACGUGUUCUGAUAGCAAUUCGAAAUUCGGUUAGUUCCUAUGACUUCAUAUCGAAUAAUGAUAUAUUGCUGAUCGUACCUGCACCGACAUUUGUCUUUCGAGAAAAGCUAUCAAUAUUACUCAAUAGUUCAUCAUACGAUGCACAAUAUCCAUUUAUUGUCGUUCAUGAACAACACGAAGGCAAUGCUUAUGUGCUCAACGGCCAAGCGCUAAAUCUCGUACGGCAUACAGAACUGAUGGAUCAAUGUUUACGUCAUUUACAUCCAACUGCCCGCGAACGACAUUUAUGGAAAUGUGUUCAAGAUGCCUUGCAUGAAAAAUAUCUCAAUAAUCAAUGUAAAAAUGAUCAGUGUUAUGUUCAAUAUCACGAAUAUCAUAUCACAUUAGCACAUAUCAAGAAUGGAUAUUGUUACGGUGACUACCUUCAUACAUGUCGAUCCAUAGCUCUGCUUUAUCCGACGAGUCUUGGUGAUUUCAUAACUUUAGAGUUUUUUCGAUAUAGACUGAAAGCAAAAUCAUCACAAGAUUUAUUAUGA